AUGCCGGCGCACGCUCAAGGCCUGCCACCGCCGAACAUGAAUUGGCUUGAGGUGUGGCGCACGACGCACGAUAGCACGGUCGGCAACUUGGGUGUCGCGUGCGCGCUGGAGCCGGUCAUGGAACAGCUUCGAUGGACACGGGAGCAGAACAUGAUGUAUGUUUACGGCGGCGGGGGAAGGAGGGCGUCGCAGUUACUUGCAAGCGGCGUGUGCGGCGGCGCCGAGGUUGCCACCCCUGACAGUGUGCGUAGGCGCCCAACCGGGCGCCCAGUUAAUCCCGGCACGCCGCCAACGCCAAUUUCUCCACUUUCAGGCAAAGACGAGAUCACGCCGAUCAACUCCAAUCGCGACCACGACGAUGGCGGGCCGGUCGCCGUUCCCCGCAUCAGCGGCUUUUCUGCCCUUGUGCGUCAGUGGGAGACACAGGCCGCUUUCGUCGUUGCCAGCAACGGGCACAGGGGACGUCGCCGGCGACGGGUGGGGUGCGAUAGUGACGACUCUCCAGACGCCGAGGACAACGACGAGGAGGGAGAUGCUGCUCUACCUGAGGCGGAGGAAACCGCACGCCCCAGCCACUCCGGCGGUCCUUUUCAUCUUGAUUAUUCUGCUUCACGGGAUGUUCCUUACAACAGCGGCGAGGAUUUAUCCGAGACGCAGGAAGAUGUAGAAGAAGAGGCUUUCGGAGACAAAAACUGCUUUGGGAAAAACGGCUACCUCGCCUGCGUUCCGGGCGACGUUUUCCAAAACCGAUUUGCCUUGGUUCGUCAGUUGGGUUGUGGUCGCAGCAGUCGUGUGUGGCUUGCGGUGGACCUACAUCAGUUUACUGUUUCCCGCCGUCAGCUCAUCCGCGAAAUUGACGAGCAUCAGCUGUGCAUGCAUUUUUCUUCCCUGGACCAACCGCUCUUGGUUGCCAUCAAGGUGUUCCGCUGCGGUUCGAUGUAUGAGGAGCUUGCCGAACGGGAGGCGUUGGUGUUGGCGUACAUCAGAGAAUUUAAAAAGGCUGUGUGGCUGCAGCGGCAGGUUUCCCUCCCUUUCUCCGGUGUGGACUCACAUGAGAUGUCCACCGUGCACACAUUGCCGGCAGCACCGACUGGGGAUGGUUCGCCUGCCAACUUCUCUGGCUGCAGCCGCCAUUCCGAAGGCGACUCUCAAAGCAACUCUGAGGAGGUGACCCUGCCAUCCACGGCAGGCCAUCUGCCUUCUAUGCGGGACCGCUUCACCCACCAAGGCGCGUCUGGCGUGCACCACUGCAUCGUUAUGGAUGCGAUGGGGGUUUCUCUGGAAGAGUUCGUGGGUGAGAGGGGGCCCGGGGGGGUGCCGGUGAGUGCUGCCAGUGGUAUUAUUCGCUCAGUUUUGGAGUGCCUCGCACUGCUGGCGACGAUGCAUAUUCUUCACACGGACGUUAAGCCGGCAAAUAUUCUCUUCCCGGACUGCGAAGCGGGCACGACAAACGGCCUAAAAACUUUCCUUGCAGAACAUUUUGGCGACUCUGCGUCGACGGGGUCAAAACUGCGGGCGUCGCACGGACGCGCGUCCACGACGCGUUCCUCCCGAACUGGAGCAGGCGAGAGCCCCGUGGUCUCACCGCGGCCGAGUUGGAAUGAUAUCGUUGAGACCCCUCGCACGGGGCGUUAUCAAAGUGCCUGCAACACUUCUCGUCAACUCUUUAAGGGAGCAAGUCCGUCUUGGGCGAGGGGAAAGCCCCUUUACGCGGUGCAGCUGGCUGACUUUGACCACGCCAUGAUGCUGCCUCCCAGCUUGAGGCACGGCCAUGACGCCGUCGAAAAGGAUGGGCCGGCCAGCUGCAGGAAAUUCAGGGAAAAUACGGUGGAUGAGGCGGGGCUGCAGGCCCAAACCAGCACUCGACCCGUGGGUGACAGUGUUUCCGCCCUCAGCGUGUCAGGGCUUCAGUCGCCAGGGGCCAGAGGCCGGAUGUCGAGCCUCGAUGUGUCGCGUCAGCUGGCAUCUUCCCUACACGUGUUCUCCCCGUCCAUGUGCACAACGAGCCUUGUGGACGACUUGGAGCGGGAUCUCCUGUCGAGGCACGACUAUAAACGUGGUGUGUUGCUUCAGUCGCGGGAGUACCGCUCCCCAGAGAUUAUAUUGGGGAAGGACUAUAAUGCGACCCUGGAUAUUUGGUCUGUGGGCUGCAUUGCUUUUGAGCUUCUCUUUGACCGCCCUCUUUUUGACCCUGUUCGGGAUUUUAUGGAGGCCUCGGAGCGCGAGAAGGAGGAGCAGGCGGCAACGCCAUGCGAGCGAGAGCAGAACCCUUCCAUUGCCGCGGAAGUUCUUGGUGUCAAUGGGGCAGGCGCCGUUUCUGCGGAGCGCGACAAAGGGCGUACCCCUCAUGCUUUUUGGAGUCGCGCUGUUUACUUCGAUGAACGUGAAAAGAAUAUUGACGUGUACCACUUGCGCAGCAUCAUACUUCUUCUUGGUGCCCCGGCGCCGCGCUAUAUUCUUGCUACUCCUCUGGGCGAAUAUGUGCGAGAGUUUUUUGACUCUCACGGUCGAUUUCUCUUUCUUGGGAAAUCUGAGCAAAUGCAGAUGUAUUCUAAUGAUAGCGGUGAGACGAAUUCCUUGUUUUUGUGUACGUGCCUUGGCGGCGAUGCCUCCGAGGAGUUCUCUGAAGCUGCACACGAGGUCAAGUCCGCAGAUGUCUCGUUAGGCGGGAGCAGCACUCGGCGACGCGUUUCGGCGGCCCAUUCUUGCUGCCGCAGGGCGACUCCAGCCUGGCAGAGGCUGCGGGAACAAAUUCAGCGGCGGCUGGGGAAGGAGGAGGGGGCGGCGUUUGAAGACUUCUUAAGGAGGUGCCUGCAAUGGAACCCGGAGGAGCGGCAAGGCGCCCACGCCUUGCUGCGGGCCCAGUGGGUGGCUGCUGCCGAAGGUGCGGCCUCCGGCUGCGGCGCUGGAGAGGGGGCGAGUAACAGUUUGGCUUGA
Trypanosoma conorhini is the source of this 2937-nucleotide messenger RNA. RefSeq names its product putative protein kinase. Lineage: Eukaryota; Euglenozoa; Kinetoplastea; Trypanosomatida; Trypanosomatidae. The record is from RefSeq and is a predicted model, not a curated record. Gene Ontology annotation, biological process: protein phosphorylation; spliceosomal complex assembly; regulation of mRNA processing. The transcript has a single exon. The coding region runs from base 1 to 2937 and encodes 978 amino acids. Gene Ontology annotation, molecular function: protein kinase activity; ATP binding.